AUGGAGAGCGGCGGACACUGGAGCGUGUCGCUCUGGCGAUGGAGCUUAUGCAUGACCAUGGCAUCGCUGUCGCUGUGGAAGAUUGUGGAGCUUGCAGCGAGCGGCAAUGCAUCUCGUGGCGGCAAAAAGUCCAAGAAACAGAAGUACCUGGCCGGAUUUUCGGGCUUGGUGGGCAACACACCGCUUAUAGAGCUUACCAGUCUGUCCAAGGCCACGGGAUGCAAGAUUCUGGCGAAAGCGGAGCUCUUGAAUCCAGGUGGGAGCUCUAAGGAUCGAGUAGCAAAGGGAAUCGUGGAAGAUGCUGAGCGUCGAGGUCUUCUCAAAGAAGGAGGGACUAUUAUUGAGGGCACCUCUGGCAGUACGGGUAUCAGUCUGUCACUAAUGGCUCGAGCCCGGGGAUACCGCUGCGUUAUUGUGAUGCCCGACGAUCAAGCAAAGGAAAAGAGUCAAUUGCUGGAGCAGUUUGGUGCUGAAGUCGUGUUGGUAAAGCCGGCGUCGAUCGUGAACGCUAAGCACUAUGUGAAUGAGGCCAAGCGUCUGGCACGUAACACUGAAGGAGGAUACUUCACCGAUCAAUUUGAAAACACGGCCAAUUUUGACAGUCACUAUGCCACGACUGGCCCUGAGAUUUGGCGCCAGACUAAUGGAAGUGUGGACGCUUUCGUGAUGGCUGCAGGCACCGGAGGCACCAUCGCUGGAACGUCGGCGUACUUGAAGGAGCAGAACCCAAACGUCCAGGUGUUUCUUGCUGACCCACCAGGAUCCAGUCUGUACAACAAGGUUCGAAGCAACGUGUGCUACGCUCCCCAGCAGGCUGAGACCAAGGUGCGGCGACAUAGAUACGAUACCAUCGCAGAGGGUGUGGGCAUCGACCGCUUGACGGAGAACUUCAUGCUGGCUAAGGUCGACGACGCCUUCAAGGUGACCGAUCAAGAGAUCGUCGAAAUGUCCCGUUUCCUGCUACGUGAGGAAGGCAUCUUCGUGGGUAGUUCAAGUGGACUCAACUGUGCUGCUGCCGUUCGUGCCGCGCGGAAGCUCGGUCCUGGCCACACCAUUGUGACGGUCCUGUGCGACUCGGGACAGCGCCACCUCACCAAGUUCUGGAACGAGCAGCAUAUCCGUGAGGACUGGCAGCUUGAGCCCACGGCUACGCACCUCGAGUUCCUUGACGGCUCCAUAGGGCAGCCGUAG
Molecule: messenger RNA, 1191 nt
Organism: Phytophthora infestans T30-4
Lineage: Eukaryota; Oomycota; Peronosporomycetes; Peronosporales; Peronosporaceae
Product: cysteine synthase, putative
Exons: 7
Coding region: 1-1191 (396 amino acids)
Cellular component (GO): cytoplasm
Molecular function (GO): cysteine synthase activity
Source: RefSeq, a predicted model, not a curated record